AAAGAAGUCUAGUCUCGGGCUGCUUGACGCCCUGACAACACAAGGGCGUGUGGGUGGCUGCGGGUAGCGCCAUGUAGUGGCAUAUCAUACCCCAACCCGUUGCGGACGGAUUCACGCUCUCACACAGGCUUCUCCAUCAGCGACUCAUCGACAUCCAAAGCAACAAUUGCCACUUUGCUUCAACAACAGCCCGUCCGUAUAAACGGCGAGAACGCUGCAAGUGGAUCACAGCUUUAGCGUGUUACGUCAUAUGCUGCGCGCCCUCGUCCCAAUCGCUGUUUCCAGCAUCUCUCGCUUCACCCAGUCGAGCCAAGCAUUCUUGACCGUGCAUCCAGUCAUGGCCGCGACACGACGCUCUUCGCGCCUCAAUGGCCGGGCAGAGGGAAAGCCUCCGGCAGAGGCAAUGCCGCCGCCGCCGCCAGCACCGCAAUCACAGCUGAAUAAACGCAAGAGAAAGGCGGCACCAGAUGCCGGCGAAGUGCCGCAGGCUCAACCCGCCACGCCGCCGAGGAAGCGCACGCAGCCGAUGCAGGAACCUCCCCCGUUGACACCGACCCCAAGCGCAGUCAAGGUGAUUGCUGAGGCGGCUGAUGGGUCGAACAAGGCGCGCAAUGCUACGGUCACGCGGCUCGCUGACCCCAGGACGACCAAUGCCACGCUGCUAUCACCGGAAACGUCGCGAUUGGUGGCAUCCCGCGACAUUGAGGCAAUCUCGCCGUCCAAAGCGCCCGCAGCUCGUACGACGACCCAGACGCUGCUGCAAGAGGCGUGCGAGCAUCUCAUAAUGGUCGACGCGCGGCUGAAGCCCCUGAUCGAGAAGAAUCACUGCAGGGUUUUCUCUCCAGAAGGACUCGCCGAGCGGAUCGAUCCCUUUGAGAGCCUGUCGAGCGGCAUCAUAUCCCAACAAGUGUCCGGGGCCGCCGCCAAGUCCAUCAAAGCCAAGUUCGUUGCCCUGUUUGACCGGGACGGCGCGACUGGCCGAUUUCCUCACCCGUCCGAGGUGGCCAAGUGUUCCAUCGAGAAACUACGCACGGCAGGGCUGUCGCAGCGCAAGGCCGAGUACAUCCAGGGGCUUGCGGAGAAGUUUGCGGCCGGAGAGCUCAGCGCGCAGAUGUUGCACGACGUACCGUACGACGAACUGGUCGAAAAGCUCAUCGCCGUCCGCGGGCUCGGGCGGUGGUCCGUCGAGAUGUUCGCGUGCUUCGGGCUCAAGCGCAUGGACGUCUUCUCGGUGGGGGAUCUUGGCGUGCAGAGGGGCAUGGCGGCCUUUGUUGGGAGGGACGUAGCCAAGCUCAAGGCCAAGGGCGGCAAGUGGAAGUACAUGUCGGAGCAAGACAUGCUCGACCUGUCCUCCAAGUUCGCGCCGUAUCGAAGUCUGUUCAUGUGGUUGAUGUGGCGGGUAGAGGAGACUGACGUCAGUACAAUGGAAUAAGGGGGUCUCGAACUUGAACUGUACGGCCUGCCCGGCCUUCCAUUGUUUAUUCUACCCCGCCAUCCUACCAACCUGCGUUUUGUGUGCAACAAGAGGAAGCGAGGGUUGUGAAUUAGUAGUAGUACGGAAUCACGCGUGAGCGCGGGCUAGGCAGGGAGUGAUGGUCAUCCAUAAACGUUAAAAUGGGAUCGACCAGCCGGCAGCUCCUUGAAACCAGGCGAUACUAUGCGCUGUGAUUGCAGUGAUUUCGCUACUCUGAUACCUGUUUCGCUCAUCGGAGCGCGUCUGGCCAGAUUUCAGGCCGUGGGCAACGGCCGCUCAGGAGCGUGGCCCGUUGAUCGUGCUGAUCUUGUCAGGACGCUGGCAAGAGUGGAACCGAGGGCACGUGCAGACUCCAUUUGCCCACGUCCCGCAGGCGGCUUGUCCGUGCUGGCACUGCGAGGGGGCGCUCAGGGGCCUUGCCUGCGUCGGGCCGCAGCUUCUCGCCUUGAUUCUUAUGGAGUGUUCGAAACUUUCGGUGUCCAUACGACGUGG
This is a messenger RNA of Purpureocillium takamizusanense, 1966 nucleotides long. RefSeq names its product DNA-3-methyladenine glycosylase II (gene MAG1). Gene Ontology annotation, molecular function: DNA-3-methyladenine glycosylase activity; DNA-7-methylguanine glycosylase activity; alkylated DNA binding. The record is from RefSeq and is a predicted model, not a curated record. Gene Ontology annotation, cellular component: nucleus; protein-DNA complex. NCBI's taxonomy places the organism in Eukaryota, Fungi, Ascomycota, Sordariomycetes, Hypocreales, Ophiocordycipitaceae. Gene Ontology annotation, biological process: DNA alkylation repair; base-excision repair, AP site formation; base-excision repair. The transcript has a single exon. Bases 251 to 1432 code for a protein of 393 amino acids.